UUAAGCAGAUAAUGCCGCAAAGCAACGUCCCGGAGAGAUACUUCAGUUUCCCCAAACGCCCAGGGUGUGGAGACUGGGAUAGUGUAAGUUGCGCCCGAACUAAACAGGAGGGCUGUCCGAGAGACAGGAGGGCACGUUCCGCGAGGGUUAAGGGGCGGAGGCAGAGGAUGGCAAGCGCGGGGCACCACCCUCCGGGGACCCGGCCCCGCGGGGUGUGGCGCGGACGCAGGGCCGCGCAGCCUGCGCAUGCGCGCCCGGCCGGCGGUCACGCCCCCAUAACCGCCGUGUUGGCGUUGCGUUACACGGUUACCCAGGUUCUCCGCCCCUCCUUCUCGCGGCGCUCGAGGGACCAUGGCCGAUCCUCGCGUGAGACAGAUCAAGAUCAAGACCGGCGUUGUGAAGCGAUCCUGCUAUCUGUCAUAUGAUGCCAUACUAGGGUAAGGCUGGAAUUUGGUGUCUUAUUGCUGCAAAAAGACUUCUCAAGUUCUGUUUUAAUGUUAAUGCUGGUCAGUUGUUCCUGAAUUCCAAAGGGAGAAGUUAUGAUGAGACUUGUCCGACCCUCUCUUCCCAUCAUGGCCUGAAUUAGUUUUUCAGGUUAACUUUAGAAUGCCGUUGGUUGAGAGGAGGGGUCCAUUCAGAUGGUUGGGGAGCUUAGAAUUUUAUUUGUAGUUUACAUUCCUGACUGCUGGUAGACACUUCAGUGUUCAUUAGAACUUUAUUGUUGAGACCCAAGAAGAGCAAACUGUUUUUGAUGAAGUAUUCCGGGAGAAAAGAUAAACAGCCUUCUGAAGAAGCAAGUUAUUUUGUGGUAGCACUGUCUACUAAAGAAACCAACUGACUUCUUCCUGUUUGCCCACCUUUCCAUUGUUUAUUGAUAGUUCCACCAGAGGAAGGACAAGGCAAAAGGGAGAAUAAAUUCACUUUUAAGAUAAUGCUUCUGAGUUUUAGCACAACAUCCCACUGUACUUCCCUGGAAGCUUUAUUGCUAAGGCAUAAGGAGACUAUGUGAGUAGGAGUUAAAUGCACAGCUGUUUCUGAAGUAAUACUGCUUGGGUUCAGAUCUUUAUUCUGCCCUUUAUUGUAUGUUGUGGAAUAUAUUACAUUAUACUAUACUUCUUUUACCUUAUUUGUAAAAUAGAGCAAGUACCCAACUUACGCAUUUGUCGCAAGAACUGCCUGCUAUGCUGUUUAACACAGUAUGUGGCAAAUAGCAAGUGGCUAGUAAAUGUUAAUAAUACUGUUUGUAUUUCCAUUUUACAGAUGAGAAACUGAGGUUUAUCAAUAACAGGCGUCAUACGUGAUUAGGUUAAAAAAAAAAAAAAGAGAAACAGGUUUAAUGAAGUUAAAAAAAGAAAAACAACUUUCCUAAAGUCACACUGCUAGUUAGUGGCAAUGCAAGGAAAAGCACUAAGGUUUUGAGUCUACAACUUUCUCCUUUAAGCUACAGUGCUCCCAUAAAGAGUAUUUUAAAAAAUUUGUAAUAGGAAGAGAAUUGAGAUGUAUACUUGAAAAUAUAAAUAAUCCACACUAUCCCUCAGCCCAGAGUUCUCUUGUUCACUUUUACCAGACUUCCUUGGGUUAUGCCAUUUUAGUCACUGCAUUUGGCAGAACUAUCAGGGUAUGUUGCAGAGAGUGCUGUAGAGCGAAUGAGAAAUGACUUCUAAUGAUAGUUUCCCAUUCAUUUACUUAUUUGACCUUGACAUUUCUCGUUCUGAUGAUCUAUACUGGUUUAUAAGUUACUUCAAGUAGUUAUAUGCUUACAAUACAUAUUCUAGAGAAAAUACUUAUUGAGAUUAUAAACUAAGUUUUUGACGUAAGUUCUCAAGUGCUUAUAUAAACUGCUUAGAAAUAAAUUUAUCAUUUAAUGAAUUCUGUUCAUAAUUUACUAUUAUCUCAAAUUGUUUAUAAAUGAAUGGAAAUGUCUCCCAUACAUUUUUAAAUGACUUUUCUGUUGACAUUUUGGGGUAUAGCUUCCCCCUUAUAUAUUAAAAUGCAAUUUAAAGAAACCCCUAAACUUCCUGUUUUAGCUGUUUAUUACCUACAUUUGUCUUGGUAUAUCACCAUCUAACUUCAUAAAUAUUGCCCCCUCCUGUUUCUUGUUAUUUUCACCUGAAAAUUAUUUUACUAUGACUGUUUCCAUCUUCUGCCUUAGUAUCCAAUUUUUAUUUUUUAUUUUAUUAUUUAUUUAUUUUAUUUUACUUUAAGUUCUGGGAUACAUGUGCUGAAUGUGCAGGUUUGUUAUGUAGGUAUACAUGUGCCAUGGUGGUUUACUACACCUAUCGACUCAUCAUCUAGGUUUUAAGCCCUGCAUCCUAUUUUUAAAAAUCUACAUUUUACCUCAGCAAAGAAAAAAAUUGAUGAGGCAGCAGUGGCAACAUAUUAAUAAUUGUUGGGGCUGAAUGAUCAUGACACUUCAUUAUAUUCUUCUGUACAUAAGUUUAACAUUUUUCAUGAUAAAAGGGUUUAAAAGGUAUGCUUUUUUCCUCCUGUCUCCAAAAUUAGUUUCAAAUAUUUCUUAAUUUCAUGAUUCAGACAUGUUCUUGGUUUUGUGAAAGGGAUUCUGUUCAUUUUUUUUUUUAAAUCAAUAGUUUUAAAAAGCUAUUCUUGACACAGUUUUAAAUCUGUUCUUGAUACUCUUUUUCUGGUUAGAUGUUCAUUUUCCUAUAGCCUCAUUUAUCUUUGGAAGUCACAGCCUUUAUUUGGAAGAAGAGGUUUAAAGUCAUUGUUCAUGCCCCCAGUUAUUUCCGUUUUCCCUCUAGAAAUUGAGAGCAACUAGAAAUUAUAUUCCAGGUAUUUGUCCUAGAGUUCAGUUUGGGUAGGCUAUACUAGGAAGGGUGGAUUAAUUUAGUUUCUAAUUAGAUCUGUUUGAACACUUCAAGUAACUCAAAAGUUUCUGAUAGUGGGUCUUACAAAGAAAUGCGGACGGUUGGGUUGAAUAUUAGGGGAAUAUGGAGGCAGGCAAUAAGUAGAUGAUGGUAUUUGAUUGGCAUCAAGGAGACCCAGCCAUGAGUGGAAGAUGGCCAUUUCACAUGUUGGCAAAAUGGCAAGGGUGACCUAAUGGAUAGCAGCCCACAUUAUUAGAAA
Molecule: messenger RNA, 3084 nt
Organism: Sapajus apella (tufted capuchin)
Lineage: Eukaryota; Metazoa; Chordata; Mammalia; Primates; Cebidae
Gene: TBCA
Product: tubulin folding cofactor A
Exons: 2
Coding region: 12-425 (137 amino acids)
Biological process (GO): tubulin complex assembly; post-chaperonin tubulin folding pathway
Cellular component (GO): microtubule cytoskeleton; cytosol
Molecular function (GO): beta-tubulin binding
Source: RefSeq, a predicted model, not a curated record